This is a messenger RNA of Neltuma alba, 561 nucleotides long. RefSeq lists its product as uncharacterized. NCBI's taxonomy places the organism in Eukaryota, Viridiplantae, Streptophyta, Magnoliopsida, Fabales, Fabaceae. The annotation marks the transcript as partial. The transcript has 3 exons. The record is from RefSeq and is a predicted model, not a curated record.
AUGGCAGCAACAUUAGGAAAUGGGAAGACUUGGCCGGCCAAUGUGGUGUUGUGCUUCUUCUUGUUGUCUGUACACCUGAACGAAGGUCAAGACACAGUCAACAAUGGCCAGGAAGCUACUUCUAGUCAGAAGCUUGAGGUUGAUAAGCUUUUGAGGAAAUUGAAUAAACCAGCCGUCAAGUCUAUAAAGAUGAGGCGAACUUUCCGACCUGAAGUAAAGAUAGAAAGCAAAAUGUCUUCAAAGUCAAAGCCAAUUGUUCAGCCAUGGCACCAAGUUGGAAGUUGCCCAAAUAGAACCAUUCCUAUAAGAAGAACAAGAAAGGAGGACAUCCUGAGGGCAAGCUCUAUCCAACAAUUGGGGAAGAAGAAUCUCAAAACUGUCCCUCUUCGUCCAUAUGUUGCUGGUCAAGGUGGCCAUGAGGAGAAAAAUAUUAUGGAGGGGAAAGCAACUAUGAGCGUGUGGCAGCCUGCUGUUCAAAAGGAUGAGUAUAGUAUCUCUCAAAUUUGGGUUAUAAGUGAUGCUGACAGUAAAAAUCUUAACACUAUUGAAGCUGGCUGGCAG